Messenger RNA from Ornithorhynchus anatinus (platypus), 6354 nucleotides. RefSeq names its product UPF1 RNA helicase and ATPase (gene UPF1). Gene Ontology annotation, biological process: nuclear-transcribed mRNA catabolic process, nonsense-mediated decay. Gene Ontology annotation, cellular component: cytoplasm. The transcript has 25 exons. Lineage: Eukaryota; Metazoa; Chordata; Mammalia; Monotremata; Ornithorhynchidae. The coding region runs from base 467 to 3751 and encodes 1094 amino acids. Gene Ontology annotation, molecular function: RNA helicase activity; DNA binding; ATP binding. The record is from RefSeq and is a predicted model, not a curated record.
UCAAGAGAUGUUCAGCGAAAAUCUAAAAGCGUUAAGGCAUUUACGAAUGGUGUAUAUUUGCCAAUUUAACACUCCUGAGAUUUACUUGUUUUUGACUCCUAUCUAAACUCCUCCCUUUAGUCAUGUGCUUUUCUUCCAAAACCUCACAGGUGUCUCUUUCCAGAUCCCGUUUGAGGUAAAAAAAUCAUUUGAAUCCCAAUAAAGCAACAAUGAAAGCAUUGGCUUUAUUGCAAAAAAGAAAUUGCUUGGAUACUCUCGGUCGGUUUGGUUAGAAUUUUGUCCGAUGUCACAAUCGCUAUGUAAACUUCAGAACAGGUAAAGGGCUGUUGACAUCUCAGAAACCGUAGGAUUCAUCUGGAACACUGCCUCCUGUAUGAUAAAUCAGUGGGUUCUAUAAUUGAUGUAUAUAAUCUGUUUUGAUUUUGGUGAUACAGGCUUAUGUUUUUUUCUUUUGUGAGAGAAUAAGAUGUUCACAGUGGGCCUGCAAAUGGUCUUCAACUCCUAUUUAACUACAAGGCAGGCGGGUGCUCUUCAAGAAAUAUUGAAGAUGAACCAUUAUAGAAGCACAUAUCCAAAUGUGUCUCUUCAUGCCCAGGUUAAUGGGCCUGAUGGUAUCCUACAGAAUGGUGCUGUAGAUAACAGUGUAGCCAAAACUAGCCAACUGUUGGCAGAACUGAACUUUGAGGAAGACGAAGAAGAUGCCUACUACACAAAGGAUCUUCCUGUACAUGCUUGCAGUUACUGUGGUAUCCAUGACCCAGCUUGUGUGGUAUACUGCAACACCAGCAAGAAGUGGUUCUGUAAUGGACGUGGAAAUACUUCUGGCAGCCAUAUUGUAAAUCACCUUGUAAGAGCAAAAUGCAAGGAGGUGACUCUGCACAAGGAUGGGCCCCUGGGAGAAACUGUUUUGGAAUGUUAUAACUGUGGCUGUCGUAAUGUGUUUCUCCUUGGAUUUAUUCCUGCCAAGGCUGACUCAGUAGUCGUACUGCUGUGCAGGCAGCCUUGUGCCAGUCAGAGUAGUUUAAAGGAUAUCAACUGGGACAGCUCACAGUGGCAGCCCCUUAUCCAAGACCGUUGCUUUCUCUCCUGGCUGGUAAAGAUUCCUUCUGAACAGGAGCAAUUAAGAGCCCGUCAGAUUACAGCUCAGCAAAUUAACAAAUUGGAGGAGCUCUGGAAGGAAAAUCCCUCUGCAACUUUGGAAGAUCUUGAAAAGCCUGGUGUUGAUGAAGAGCCACAACAUGUCCUACUGCGAUAUGAGGAUGCUUACCAAUACCAGAAUAUAUUUGGACCCCUUGUCAAACUUGAGGCUGAUUAUGAUAAGAAACUCAAAGAGUCCCAGACCCAAGAUAACAUCACAGUGAGAUGGGACCUGGGCCUCAACAAGAAGAGAAUUGCUUACUUCACCUUGCCGAAGACUGACUCUGAUAUGCGUCUUAUGCAGGGAGAUGAGAUAUGCCUGCGAUAUAAAGGAGACCUUGCACCUCUAUGGAAAGGAAUUGGUCACGUUAUUAAAGUCCCUGAUAGUAUCCUUUGCUUUCAGAGCCGUAGUUUUGCAGAUUACGGCGAUGAAAUUGCAAUUGAAUUGAGGAGUAGUGUUGGAGCACCUGUAGAAGUUACUCAUAAUUUUCAAGUGGAUUUUGUGUGGAAGUCUACUUCAUUUGACCGAAUGCAGAGCGCAUUAAAAACAUUUGCUGUGGAUGAAACCUCAGUGUCUGGCUACAUUUACCACAAACUCUUGGGUCAUGAAGUGGAGGAUGUGAUUAUUAAAUGCCAGCUGCCAAAACGUUUUACUGCCCAAGGACUUCCUGACCUCAAUCAUUCUCAGGUUUAUGCAGUAAAGACUGUUUUGCAGCGGCCUCUGAGCCUUAUCCAGGGCCCCCCUGGAACAGGAAAAACCGUAACAUCAGCUACAAUUGUCUAUCAUUUAGCUAGGCAAGGGAACGGGCCUGUGCUAGUUUGUGCCCCAAGUAACAUAGCUGUGGAUCAGUUAACUGAGAAGAUUCAUCAGACCGGGCUGAAAGUGGUUCGUCUGUGUGCUAAGAGUCGUGAGGCAAUUGACUCUCCAGUAUCUUUCUUGGCAUUGCACAACCAGAUCCGGAACAUGGAUAGUAUGCCUGAGCUCCAAAAAUUGCAACAGCUGAAAGAUGAAACUGGAGAACUGUCUUCAGCUGAUGAAAAGCGAUAUCGUGCAUUGAAACGAACAGCAGAGCGAGAAUUGCUUAUGAAUGCCGAUGUGAUCUGCUGCACGUGUGUGGGAGCCGGUGAUCCGAGACUUGCCAAAAUGCAGUUUCGUUCCAUUUUAAUUGAUGAAAGUACCCAGGCUACUGAGCCAGAGUGUAUGGUACCAGUUGUUCUUGGAGCCAAGCAGUUGAUCCUUGUAGGAGAUCAUUGCCAGCUGGGCCCAGUGGUAAUGUGCAAGAAAGCUGCGAAGGCAGGGUUGUCUCAGUCACUGUUUGAGAGGCUUGUGGUGCUGGGGAUCCGUCCCAUCCGCCUGCAAGUGCAGUAUCGUAUGCAUCCUGCUCUUAGCGCUUUUCCAUCCAACAUUUUCUAUGAAGGAUCACUUCAAAAUGGCGUUACUGCAGCGGAUCGUGUGAAAAAGGGAUUUGAUUUCCAGUGGCCCCAGCCUGAUAAGCCAAUGUUCUUCUAUGUGACUCAGGGUCAGGAAGAAAUUGCCAGCUCAGGCACCUCCUAUCUGAACAGGACGGAAGCUGCAAAUGUGGAGAAAAUAACCACAAAGCUAUUAAAAGCAGGUGCCAAGCCAGAUCAAAUUGGUAUCAUCACUCCGUAUGAAGGUCAGCGAUCUUACCUGGUGCAGUACAUGCAGUUCAGUGGCUCGCUGCAUACAAAGCUCUAUCAGGAAGUGGAAAUAGCGAGUGUUGAUGCAUUCCAGGGUCGAGAAAAGGACUUUAUCAUUCUCUCUUGUGUAAGAGCCAACGAACAUCAAGGAAUUGGCUUUUUAAAUGAUCCCAGGCGUCUCAAUGUGGCUCUCACCAGAGCGAGAUAUGGAGUAAUUAUUGUUGGCAACCCAAAGGCCCUGUCCAAGCAGCCACUGUGGAAUCACCUAUUGAACUACUACAAGGAACAGAAAGUGCUGGUAGAGGGGCCCCUGAACAACCUCCGCGAGAGCCUAAUGCAGUUCAGCAAGCCCCGCAAACUCGUCAAUACCAUCAACCCUGGAGCUCGAUUCAUGACUACGGCCAUGUAUGAUGCUCGUGAAGCUAUUAUCCCAGGAUCUGUUUACGAUCGGAGUAGUCAAGGACGUCCCUCAAAUCUGUAUUUCCAAACCCAUGAUCAGAUUGGGAUGAUUAGUGCUGGACCCAGCCACGUCGCUGCUAUGAACAUUCCUAUCCCAUUCAACCUUAUGAUGCCACCGAUGCCUCCUCCAGGUUAUUUCGGACAAGCUAAUGGACCAGCUGCAGGCCGGGGGACCCCCAAAGGGAAGACAGGCCGUGGCGGACGCCAGAAAAAUCGUUUUGGUAUUCCCGGGCCUAGUACGAAUAUUCCAAAUAGUCAAGCAAGCCAGGAUGUGGUAUCUCAGCCGUUCUCCCAGGGUCCGUUGACUCAGGGCUAUAUUUCCAUGAGUCAGCCAUCGCAGAUGAGUCAGCCAGGCCUCUCCCAACCAGAAUUAUCACAGGACAGUUACCUUGGUGAUGAGUUUAAAUCACAGAUCGAUGUGGCUCUGUCACAGGAUUCUACAUACCAGGGUGAACGGGCAUAUCAGCACGGCGUGACUGGACUGUCACAGUAUUAGAGUGUUGAGGAAGAAGAGCUAAGCUUAUGUGGAGCUUAGUCCAUCAGCAUCUUAUUCUGGGUAAUAAAAAAAAAUAAAAUAAAAUGGAUACCUGUUUUCCACUGCUAAAACUGAAGCACCACUGUGUGAGAGCAACAGGAGAGAGAGGAAAGAGAGGGAAACCAAUCAAUGGGGAGAGAAGAGAGGAAGGAGCGAGUGAGCGACCACUGCUAGCACACUGAGACGAGGAGAAUGUCCGAAGAGGAGAGAGAAGCAGAGUACUGGCUGCGGCCCAAAGGGAAGGCGGGGUUCGGGUCUCGCGCAACCAGCAAAAUGAACGAAUGAAUAGUCAGCUGAGUCCCUGCUCCCCCAGCCCCAUGUGCUAGAGAGAAGGGCCUUCAGCAGGGCUCACUUCAUUCCAUGCUUCUGUUUGGGAACAGGGCCUCGCUUUCCAGAGCAGGAGGGAAGGGAAACCCUCAUCUCAGAGUUCUUUUAAAGGGUACGACAUUUUAGCAGGAAACUGUUCAAAUUUUAGCAGCAGAGGAGAGAUUCCUACUUCCUACUUCCAAGUCUGCAGAACCAGCCACAGAUGGUGCCAGCAGCAUAUGGCCAGAGCUCCACUCUGAGAUGCCGGUUGUCCACACGGGCUCUGAACCCUACGUGUUCUCAUGUUGCCUAUGUUUCGAAGGUGGUUUUAAAGAUGUUAGUUGAAUCAAAGGAGCACUGAAUUUUUCUUUUCGAAGUUAUGUCUCUGGAAUCUUAGUGGUGGACUUGGAAGAUGAGGUGCUUAUGCACACACAUUUAAAGCAGGCAAAUCUUAAAUUAGAAUUACCACCAAUGAAGAGAACGUCAAAUGAAUUUUAAAGCUGUAGCAUUCAGCCUCUUCCUACAAUGGAUAGCAGUUAAUGAGGGGGAACGGGUGCUGGUGCAGGAGGAGGGUUAAAAGUGUUUUCUGUAUGCUUUAAUUGGCUACUGUCUGGACUCUACUCUGCGAAAACAAGCCUUUCUGUCACAUGAAUUGUGCGCUUAAAAGGGGGCUGGCUGGGUUCCUGUGCUUUUCAGCCCUGGAGGAAAAGAUGCUAGUAUACCUGCUUCAUUCACUCCCGCCAAUGUUGGGGAGAAGUAGUGGCCACUGGGGAUUAUAAUGGAUUUGAAGUAAAGACUCUACAACAAUACUGAAGCAGGCUAAAUGAAUUACAGCAAAGCAGGCAGUUGGAAGGUGGCCAUCAAGCGGGUCCGAUGAGAGAAAAAGAGUGGCUUUUGGGUGACUUCUUCGGGGACUCACUGCGGGUAGCUGGAGAAGCCUUUUUUUUUUUAAAUUACUGUUGUUUUUAUUUUUGAAAAAGAAACAGAAAGCCUAAAAAAGCCUGAAGAUUCCUUUCAGGUACAGACCACCACUUCGGCAUCCAUGUUGACUUGAAAAAUAGAUACUAAAGGUGGAAGAUAAAGAGCACAUUCAAAGUGAGCCAUCAUGUCUUAAGGGAUGACGCAAGAAGACAGGCGUAUCGAGGACACAGUUCUUUAGACCUUUUUAGGAGCACUCUGAGUGCCGAGAUCCAGAGAGAUUGAGAACCUCACAUUCUUAGCUGCCCGUUUUAUCAGAUCCCUAAAUUUGAAAUGCUCUUAACUUCUACCUCUAAUUGGCUAAGUUGAGCAGAGUGUGAUUUGCUAGUGUAGAUAUCUUUUAAACCUUUCUGUUACCUGUAAGAUCAAAGGGCUUCAAGUAUUUCUAGUGUGGGAGGGUGUUUGUUUUUGUUUUAAAUUUGUAUUUGUUAUUUUGAGGAACUCAGACUUUACCUCUCACACAAUGUACUAGAAAGGCCCAAACUGCAAUGUUUGUUUUUAGUCCAUUUGAAAACCCCUUUGAUUUCAGACCAUCCUCUAAAUUGCCCACCCACUUAGAAAACCUGCAUUCUGUUGUUUUCCUUGAUUCAUUCUUUCCUUUUUUUUUCUUAGAGAUGGGGGUGGGUAGGUAGCUACAGAUGUACUUUGAUUUCCGUGACAGAGCUGGUCACUCUGCAUUAGGUUUUUGUCUGAUCCUUCAGCUUGUCAAUUUAUAUUUCAAGUUCUGCAAAAACACACAGUUUGCCCCAUAAAUCUUGAGAAAGCAAAAACAUCAGCCCUCCUAUUCUAAAAAUCCUCCAGAAUUUCACCUUCUAAAAUGUACCAAGAACGGGGACACGCAGGCCACCUUCUUUCCUGUAAGAUGGACUGUUUUAUUUAUUAACAUUGCCGAAGGGCUUUUUUAAUUUUUCCUUCUGGGUAGGCUGCCUAGUUGCAGAGUUUUGAAAUAGGUUUAAGCUGUAAUCCUUUGUGCAAUGCAAUCCAUUGAGUAAUGCCCCUCUGCCCCCUUCCCCUCCUCUCCCUCCUCUCCCCCCACCCCCACCCCUCUGCUCCCUGCUCUCCCCCUACUCUCCCCUCCUCCAAUCUGCCCCUAUAUUUCACUGGUUGGAAUGCUUUUGCCUCUGCUUUGUGCUGUUUUAUUGUUUUUCCUUUGUAGCAAUUAUUCUGAGUUUUAUAAAUCCAUGAACAUCAGUGCCAGCACGGUGUUACUUUUGAUUUUUCGUCAAUUUGUUUUAAACUGUCAUCAAAAUAUUAAUAAACAGCUCUUGCAUUCACACUGA